Messenger RNA from Tricharina praecox, 1443 nucleotides. Its product is annotated as putative ATP-dependent protein binding protein. The transcript has 2 exons. Gene Ontology annotation, cellular component: nucleus; cytoplasm. Gene Ontology annotation, biological process: modification-dependent protein catabolic process; protein ubiquitination. Bases 298 to 1443 code for a protein of 381 amino acids. NCBI's taxonomy places the organism in Eukaryota, Fungi, Ascomycota, Pezizomycetes, Pezizales, Pyronemataceae. The record is from RefSeq and is a predicted model, not a curated record. Gene Ontology annotation, molecular function: ubiquitin protein ligase binding; protein tag activity.
CUGCGGCAGUACAAGCCGUUCCGGCAAUUUCGAGCUACUUCUAUGGCGCAGCUUCGUGGCCCGCAUGACUCAACCCGCCAAUCGCAGGGCUUGCCUUAGAAUGCCAAGACCUGCUAGCCCCGCCUCCCAGCCCCAGCUGCGAGACAGCUUUAAAGAGCUCGCUCCGUCUGCCUUUGUUCUUCCUCCCUUCCUUUCAUCCACCUCCUCCUCCUCCCCUUCCACUUCAUCCUCCACCUCACACUCUACCGACAAAGCUUAAACACUACACAACACAACACUCCUAUCUCUAUACCCAUCAUGCAGAUUUUCGUCAAGACCCUCACUGGUAAGACUAUCACCCUCGAGGUGGAGUCGUCCGACACCAUCGACAACGUCAAGUCCAAGAUCCAGGACAAGGAGGGCAUUCCUCCGGAUCAGCAGCGUCUCAUCUUCGCUGGAAAGCAGCUGGAGGAUGGCCGCACCCUGUCCGAUUACAACAUCCAGAAGGAGAGUACCCUUCACUUGGUCCUCCGUCUGCGCGGUGGUAUGCAGAUCUUCGUGAAGACCCUGACCGGAAAGACUAUUACUCUUGAGGUCGAAUCUUCCGACACCAUCGACAACGUCAAGUCGAAAAUUCAGGACAAGGAGGGAAUCCCCCCAGAUCAGCAGCGUUUGAUCUUCGCUGGUAAGCAGCUCGAGGACGGCCGCACCCUCUCCGAUUACAACAUUCAGAAGGAGUCCACCCUCCAUCUCGUCCUCCGUCUUCGUGGUGGUAUGCAGAUUUUCGUCAAGACCCUCACGGGAAAGACCAUCACCCUAGAAGUCGAGUCGUCUGAUACCAUCGACAACGUCAAGUCGAAGAUCCAGGACAAGGAGGGAAUCCCCCCGGAUCAGCAGCGUCUCAUCUUCGCCGGAAAGCAGCUGGAGGAUGGCCGCACCCUGUCCGAUUACAACAUUCAGAAGGAGAGCACCCUUCACUUGGUCCUCCGUCUGCGUGGUGGUAUGCAGAUUUUCGUCAAGACCCUCACUGGUAAAACUAUCACCCUCGAGGUGGAGUCGUCCGACACCAUCGACAACGUCAAGUCGAAAAUCCAGGACAAGGAGGGCAUCCCCCCAGACCAGCAGCGCUUGAUCUUCGCCGGAAAGCAGCUCGAGGACGGUCGCACCCUUUCUGACUACAACAUUCAGAAGGAGUCGACUCUCCAUCUCGUCCUUCGUCUUCGUGGUGGUAUGCAGAUUUUUGUCAAGACUCUUACCGGCAAGACGAUCACCCUCGAGGUUGAGUCAUCGGACACCAUCGACAACGUCAAGUCGAAAAUCCAGGACAAGGAGGGCAUCCCCCCAGACCAGCAGCGCUUGAUCUUCGCCGGAAAGCAGCUCGAGGACGGUCGCACCCUUUCUGACUACAACAUUCAGAAGGAGUCGACUUUGCACCUUGUCCUGCGUCUCCGUGGUGGCCAGUAG